Molecule: messenger RNA, 1011 nt
Organism: Exophiala bonariae
Lineage: Eukaryota; Fungi; Ascomycota; Eurotiomycetes; Chaetothyriales; Herpotrichiellaceae
Exons: 4
Coding region: 1-1011 (336 amino acids)
Source: RefSeq, a predicted model, not a curated record
AUGUCCAGGCAAUCUACAAAAAAUAAGAAGAAGAAGCGCGAUGUUGACAGUGAUUCAUCGGGCUCGGAUGAUGAUGUUAUGCUACACUUCUUCGUUCCGGGAGAACGAAUCAAUGUCGAGGUAUUGGGCUUUUAUCUCUUUACCUACAUCGAUAAGACGCCGAAAGUCAAGACUUCUCAACAUCCAAAUGACAAAAAUCGGACGGGCUUCACUGUCACGGCCCGAAGUGGGCUGAGUGUGGCCAACCUUCGAGACAUAAUGAACGAUACGAGCGAUUGGGAACUCGAGAUGAGUGGCAAGGCGUUCAAACUCCAACCUUGUCGAUAUCACAAUUCGGCCACGGCCAAGCGACGACUACGAGUAGGCCCAUCCAAAUCGCAAGACGAGAUCGCAGCAGCGUCUCAACAGGCUCAGAUAAAAUCGACCAGUCCACAAAUCUCUAGCGGUGUCCCAGCUGGCGCAUAUAGUCAACAGCAACAAUUUCAGCAACACUAUCAGCAACAACAGCAGUCUGCCGACUUCCCAAGAUCAGGCCCUGGCUACUAUCCCGCUGCUUCUAAGCCAGAGCAGCCACCUAACACAUAUAAUAUACAUUAUACUGCAGUGAAUACACAGUACACUUCAAAUGCUCCCGGUGUAGGUGGGUUUACGAAAGAUUAUCCCAUGUCAAAUUACCCACCGACGGGGCACCCGCAACCUAUCAAUAGCACUUCCCAAGAGCCUCCACCAUAUGAAGUAGCGAACCCAAGAUCCUCAUCCUACGACCAACAAAGCCAAAGACUUCCACCAAGGAAACCUCAACCAGGACAGCCGGAUCCUGAUAGUUUUGACCGAGAUAUAAAGCCAACCAGAUCCUCGAAUAUGGAGAUGGCUCGUCAGGGAUCUACUGCGCCCGCAGAUGACCCAACUGAUCGAUACAUCAGCCCCAGUAGAGGGGGUGAAGCUUAUAGCGGCGGAUCUCAACGUCAAACUCCAUAUGACAUAUCAAGGAGAAGUGGACAUCGCAGUUGA